This is a messenger RNA of Anopheles marshallii, 1857 nucleotides long. Its product is annotated as transmembrane 7 superfamily member 3-like. The record is from RefSeq and is a predicted model, not a curated record. Lineage: Eukaryota; Metazoa; Arthropoda; Insecta; Diptera; Culicidae. Bases 1 to 1857 code for a protein of 618 amino acids. The transcript has 3 exons.
AUGCAGAAACCAAAACAAUUUGUGCUUUGUGCAGGCAGAACAACAAUGUUGCCCUGCUACGGUGCUCGGGUUUUUGUUUUAUUAAAAUAUUUGUUCGUACUUUCGUGCUGUUUCGCAUCUAUUUCCACUUCCGACAAUGCUUCCGGGACCAUUACCACCACUGACCUACCGAGUUUGGAGUUAGCGCAAGAGGUCGUAGAGUUGACCGUCCCGGUAGCGCUAAAGCCAAACGAUAUCAACGAUUAUCGCGAAAUCGUCCUGCAGCCGUACUCGAAUACGCGCAUUCACAUUGCAAACUAUUCGAAAAAUGCUGGCGAUUCCACCGGCUAUGCUCUGGUGCAGCUGAAUGCAUUUGAGUACAAUGUUACGCUCAGUUACAACAGCUCCAUCGUGGACGGAGGACAUCUGACGGGACAGAAUGUUGGACUGUUAAUGUACGGCGAUGGUGAUCUGUACGCGUUCAAUUUGAACCCUCAUCAGGCGGUGUGGGUUUCGUUGGUACUGAUGCUGUACAACACCUCGGCACCGAUCCCGGGCGGAUGUAAUCUAGAGUUCCCGGUCGAAAUAUCACCCAUCCUCAAUUUGACACUUACGCCGGAAACCAUCAUUGUCGACACGCCGGCAGCAUCGGUCGCCAAACCGUUUCAGGGAUCACCGAACGCAUGCGGGAAGGCACGGUUGGAAUAUGAAUCGUACUAUUACAUCAUGCCUGCGCAUGAUUUUUCGCAAAGAGCUUAUUUUUCCGCGAUUCGUAACGUGAUAAGCUAUGCGAACGCGAAAUUUGCCGGCCGACAAAAUAGUUUGCACGACCCGCUACUAGCGAACCGCCACACAUACGGCCGUCUAAAUGGUCAUGGCAUGGUGUUCGUUACGGCAGUGAUUGAUCCCGUACAUCGCGGGUUUGCGCUGUACGUUCCAACACACACGUACUCGUGCAAACCGUUCCUAGAUCCGGCCGGAUGUUAUGGUUUGAACAUUCCGAUUCGUCUGCUUGCUGUUGUGCUGACGAUUGUAGCGGUCCUGGAAGUGAUCAUGGGAUGGUUGCCCAUUGUAGUAAAGUGUCCCGCAACGGUGGGCUGUUUGGGAAUGUUGGCAACGGUUGAAGUAUUGAACAUGCUCGAUAAACCGCUGGCACAGGAAUGGAUUAUAAUAUGUCUGGUAGGAGGAGCGAUUGUAGGUGCUGUAGUUGGACUGCUGCUGGGUAUAUAUGCGCCAACAGCAGGGAAGGUUUUCUGCUCAUUCCUGACCGGUUACCUCAUUUGUCUGACUCUGUUCGGUGUUAUAAAUGGCAAUUUUUACGUUUUACCGAAUGUUUCGUGGUACGUCGCGCUGGGUGGCAUAGUAAUUGGUGCUAUCCUGAAUCUGGCCCUACCAAUCAUACUGAUCACGCGCUCGGUAAUAUUCGGUACCAUCUUCAUUUUCUACGGAAUAAAUGUGAUUGUCGGCGCACGGUUGGACUAUCCGUUGCGGCACUUCGUACGUCGGCUGUACGUGGAAAACUACGACCGUGUUUACUCGGAUCCAGCCCUGGAUGAGAACGAUUUUGUUGCACUGGCGGCAUUUGCUUUCACGAUGACAGUGGCCCUGUUCUUACGCUCCCGCUACCAGUCGGAGGAGAUGCAGGGUGAUUAUUCACGCAUUGCAAUUCCCUGCCACAACGGCCCUGCCAAUGGGGAUGAUGAGGAUCGCAUUGAAAGAAGUACGGUGAUUGCGGCAGAUGAUACAGCGGCAUACCAACGAUUCUUCAACGAACAGCCCAUCAUUACACGGUGGACCAAUGGUGAUGACGAUGUGUUUGAAUCACCCGAAAGCAACUCUCGAUUCUAUCGACUGUUACGGCGCAAUGCCAGAAGAUAA